This is a messenger RNA of Trachemys scripta elegans, 1778 nucleotides long. RefSeq names its product ribosomal RNA processing 36 (gene RRP36). Gene Ontology annotation, biological process: maturation of SSU-rRNA from tricistronic rRNA transcript (SSU-rRNA, 5.8S rRNA, LSU-rRNA). Gene Ontology annotation, cellular component: 90S preribosome; nucleolus. The transcript has 8 exons. The record is from RefSeq and is a predicted model, not a curated record. NCBI's taxonomy places the organism in Eukaryota, Metazoa, Chordata, Testudines, Emydidae. The coding region runs from base 178 to 1275 and encodes 365 amino acids.
GCCCGCGCAUGCGCCCAGCCGUCUCGCUCUCCGCCCUCUGUGACGCAAUGCCGGGGCCGGUUGCCUGGAGGCGGGGCGGGGCCUGGUCCGGCCGCGUGGAGCCUGGCUAGCGUGCGGAGUUGCCGGGCGUCCGGGAGCCUCCUGGGUUGGAGGCUGUGUGGAAGCAGUGAAAGCCUCAUGAUGUGGCCACGCCAGGACAGACCUGGGAACAGCCCCAGAAAGAAUGUUUCCUCCUUUGGAAAAGGAGUGUCUCGGGGGAUGCAUGGCAAAAGGAAAGUACCAGCCACAGAGACUGUGGAAGAAAGUGCUCAAGACACCAUCCUUGAUGCUAAGCUUGUCACUGCUCAGAAGCAACCGCUGGAGAGUUCAAGUGGCAUAGCAGGCAUUUCUGGGGAGUGCAAUCAUGAUGCUAAAAAGCCUCGGCUCCUGCAAGGAGAGAGUGCCACUGACCAGGGAGCUGUCAGUGAGGACUCCGAGGACAGCGAUGGCAAUAGCGAUUACAGUGAUCUGGAGGAGGAUGAUGAUGACAAGACAGGCAGCGGAACCUCUGGCAGCAGUGAUGAAGAGCCAUGUGCUGGGGGAAAAGACAUCUCAAAAUGCAAAAUUACCCCAGAGAGUGAUACGAAGAGAGAACUAUCCUUAAUGUCUUUCGAGGAACUGCUGCAGCUGCGGAACAGUGUUGGAACCAAAGCGUAUCAGCAGAUGACUAGCGGGAAGAAGCCAUUGAACCAUACAAAACCUAGGACAAAGCAACGGCCCAGCAAACAGGGGCCACUGGAGAUUUCUGCCAAGAAACCGGUCCCCUUUCUACGACAAGUGGUCUCUGUUAAAAAGACGGUGCAGAGAGACCCACGCUUUGAUGACCUGUCUGGGGAGUACAACCCAGAAAUAUUUGAGAAGACGUACAGUUUCCUGAACGGUCUCAAGAAGAGGGAAAAAGAGAUCGUUCAGAAGCAGCUGAAGAAAAGCCAGAAUGUGGAGCAGCAGGAGAAACUGCAGCAGCUCCUCAAGCGCAUGACACAACAGGAGGAGGCUCAGAAGGAACGGCAGAGGCAGAGAGAGAAAGAGCUGGCCUUGAAGAGAGCACAGAGGGAGCAGGCCCAGCUGGGAAGGAAGCCCUUCUACCUAAAGAAAUCUGAGAAGUGGAAAUUGGAGCUGGCUGAGAAGUACAAAGUGCUGAAGGGGAGCGGGAAGCUAGAGAGCUUCCUAAGCAAGAAGAGGAAGAGGAACGCCAUUAAGGACAAGCGCAGACUGCCCUUCCGGAAGAACAUGUGACUUCUGGGUGGGUGGAGCUGGCAACCGGCUCUUUGAGUGAUGGAUAUCGGAUGGUGGGAUUUUAGCCUCUUCUGAUGGAGAGCUGGGCUUUGGAUUGUGACUACAGCAGCAGCCCCACUUCCUGACUGCCUCAAGUCUGUCCUGUAUCUCUUUAGCAUCGGAACCAAGGACUAUGUCCAUCCAUCUAGACAGAGUCUGAGCAGAAUAAAGUUCUGACCCAGGCCUGCACAAGGCCACCUUGAAUCUUCCAUAAGGGUCAAACCUUAUCUAUAAUUCUGUGCCCAUACAGCAGGGGAGUCCAAUAAGGGGAGCUCUGUGCUUCAGACAAGCACGCCUCCACUUUGCAGACAAAUUCAGCAGAAUUGGCGGGGGCUUUGCAGGGACACAAGGGAUAAAAACAGAAUGAAGAAUCAUGCUGAUUGUGCUCAAUUGAUCUUGCGUUACUUAUGCACCCCAGAGCUGGUGCUCUUUCCUGUGGUCAUGGUUGACUUCUUGUAACACCA